AUGCCCGACUACAAGUUCAAUGUUGUCAUGACCUGCUCAGGUUGCUCCAACGCAAUCGACAGAGUCUUGACUCGCUUGGAUGGUGUCCAGUCACAAGAAAUCAGCCUUCAGACUCAGGAAGUCCUCGUUCACGCCGACGGCGCAUCCUACGAAAAAGUUCUCGAAACUAUCAAGAAGACCGGCAAGGAAGUCAAGUCUGGUGAAGUCGUUUCUCAGUAA
Molecule: messenger RNA, 219 nt
Organism: Saitoella complicata NRRL Y-17804
Lineage: Eukaryota; Fungi; Ascomycota; Saitoellomycetes; Saitoellales; Saitoellaceae
Product: metal homeostasis factor atx1
Exons: 2
Coding region: 1-219 (72 amino acids)
Biological process (GO): copper ion transport
Cellular component (GO): cytosol
Molecular function (GO): copper chaperone activity; metal ion binding
Source: RefSeq, a predicted model, not a curated record